Molecule: messenger RNA, 1287 nt
Organism: Alternaria arborescens
Lineage: Eukaryota; Fungi; Ascomycota; Dothideomycetes; Pleosporales; Pleosporaceae
Exons: 4
Coding region: 1-1287 (428 amino acids)
Biological process (GO): adenylate cyclase-activating G protein-coupled receptor signaling pathway
Cellular component (GO): plasma membrane
Molecular function (GO): G protein-coupled receptor activity
Source: RefSeq, a predicted model, not a curated record
AUGCCUUACGAUCUCACAGUUGCCAUCCCGACCCUGGUUGGCAGCUUGCUGUCAGCUGUCGCAACCUCUUGCGUUCUCAUCUCGUACAUUGUGUACGCUGAUCAGCAACGGUCUUUUCGUCAUGCACUGGUUCUCAACCUUGCUUUGGCUGAAUUCAUCAAUUCGUUGAACAAUUCAAUAUCUGGAAUCUAUGCGAUCGUGAACAGGGGUAAUAUUGCAGAGGGCCCAGCAUGUAGCCUCAAUGGUUGGGUAGGUCAGUGGUCUGUUCAGGCUGCCGACUUCUCAAUCCUAGCCAUCGCUGUCGUAACACUCCUUACGAUCACCCGCAAGACUUACAUGCCAAAUGCCUCCCUUUUGAGCAAGGUUCUCAUUUGCGCAUCGGUAUGGAUUAUUCCCACCAUCACAGCGACUACAGCCGCGGGAUUGGAGGAACUGAAACCUGUUAGCGGCAACUGGUGUUGGAUAUCCGGCAAACGUACGGAUUUACGCUAUGCCUUAGGUCAUGGUUGGAGGUUCAGCAUCAUCCUCGGAACCAUUGGGAUCUACAUCUAUAUCUGGGUAUAUAUGCGACGACACUUCGUACAGCUACACAAUCUCAGCGGAGGAAGAUCUUACGGCCAAGGAAGCUCUAACAAAGCUGCCAAACGCCGCACUUUCCACAGAGAUAAUGCCAUUGAGUUAAGGAGCGAGUCGCAGACGGAGCUGCACGAGAUUAAUGUCGAGUACCGCUAUGAAGUCAAGCAUUCUGAGGGGAGGAGCGGUACCAGUCUCGGAAAGGACCUUGACAUUGAAUCCUCGGUGGGCGACAACAGACGCCCUAGCGAAACCACACUUGGCUCGCCAUUGUCACCAGUAAGCCCAUACAUCAAGGACCCAUCAGCCUUGACUAAAGACUUCCCUCCUGCGGACAGCGUACGAAACGUCGCAAUAGCCAUGCCCGGAAGCAGUGCCAAAGUCGCGAUCUCUGGAGCCUACGAGUCCGGAACCACUCCCCAGCGCAAUGGAGCCAGUCCUCGGGACCUGGAGCGAGAAAUCAAGAGAAUGCUACUGCUAAACGCAUAUCCAGUGCUGUACAUCAUCUUGUGGUUGCCUGGUAUUCUCAAUCGCCUGGUGGAAGCUUCAGGUCAUUCGAGCUACCCGUUGGCUAUCCUACAGUGCUCAACACAGUAUAUCGGUCUGGCGAAUGCUAUUACAUAUGGGUUCAAUGAACAUUUGAAGAUGACGGUCAGGCGGGACUUGAUGAAGUGGUACAGAAAUAGACGGGGAAGGGCACAAUUAUCAUCAUAA